Lachancea lanzarotensis is the source of this 1290-nucleotide messenger RNA. It is a transcript of the gene PET494, whose product is annotated as LALA0S02e06370g1_1. Lineage: Eukaryota; Fungi; Ascomycota; Saccharomycetes; Saccharomycetales; Saccharomycetaceae. The coding region runs from base 1 to 1290 and encodes 429 amino acids. The transcript has a single exon. The record is from RefSeq and is a predicted model, not a curated record.
AUGUCCGGAAUCAUGCGAAGUUGGGGCCGUAUAAACUCACUCGGACGACUGAAAUGGCGAUGCAACAAUUUUCGUAUUCAUACUCGAAACAUCAGGUCUUGUCACGGCCAGAGUGGCUUUAAUGGACGCACAAGUGGACUGCCGCCAGUCAAAAUAAGAUCUACUCUUUGGCGUUAUUUUAAUGCGCCAGGAAACGUUAUGUUUGUGACCACAAAUGUCGUUACAUUGGUCGGAAUCAUGUCGUAUUCGACAUUGCAGGCAGUGGCCCGCGAAAAAGCUCUUCAAGACUUUAUGGAACAAAGCGAACUAGCAGCGGAAGUGGAGCCGGAAGAAGCGUGUUUGAGAUUUCAGCAGGAUAGUCCAAUGCCAAAUUACGAAGCCGGUAAAAUAAUGCUGCAAAAAAGUAAUCCUCCAAUGACAUGUCAUACGCAGCACGUAAAGAUGUCGCUGUUUCAUUUGCUUUACAGUUAUUUCAUCUACUGUGAUGUUUCCACGAAUGAGCGUCCUAGCGGCUCAACUCGAUACAAUUCAGAGGUGCAAGAGCUGCGACGAGGGCAAAUAAUGAAAAACCGAAAGCUUCCUAAAGCUUCCCCACGCAGCUUCUACGAAGCUUGGAGUCACGAAUUCAGGGAUGAGCUGAGCAAUCUGAACCGCUCACAACAAUUACACAUGCCCAAUUGGACUGAGUUUCCACCGAGCCUUCGAAUUCUGUGCCGAACGCUAUACGAUACAGACAUGAAGACGAUGAUUGACUUCAAGAAGUUUUACCGCAGCAUUAACUCGAAAAAUAUUCGCGCCAUACUCCGCUCCUGGCUGUACGAUAAUUCGCACCUUUUGCAAGUUGGCACAGAUGUAGGCUCUGAAGCAUUUUAUCGAGAUUUGAUUAGAGCUUGUCGCAAGGAUAACUCACUUUUCAAGCUGUACUCCUCCAUCCUCUUGAACUCAAAUAAUCCAAGACGUCAUGCGUUCUUUGAGAGACAUGAUCAACGCUCUUUCACGGUUUCGCUUGAGACUGUCCUAGAGGUAAUGAAAGGCAAUUUGCACGCAGGCACCGAUGCGCAUUGCUACGACUCUAGUUUGCAGCUUAUAUCUAUGAUUCGAACUAAUUGCAUAGCAACGCGAGGAGCCGGGGGCACGAGAGAGGUACACAUCAUAUUGCCGGAUGAAAACUCCUCUAGUGACACAUCUGGAAAAAUGUCGAGCCAGGAAAGAAAUGAAUGUUUCAAGCUGGUGAGUCAAAACCCAGAAUUGAUGGCUAUUCUUGGUACCAUUUCUAAGCUUCCUGGCUGA